This is a messenger RNA of Metarhizium brunneum ARSEF 3297, 459 nucleotides long. RefSeq lists its product as uncharacterized. NCBI's taxonomy places the organism in Eukaryota, Fungi, Ascomycota, Sordariomycetes, Hypocreales, Clavicipitaceae. The record is from RefSeq and is a predicted model, not a curated record. Gene Ontology annotation, molecular function: nucleic acid binding; zinc ion binding.
AUGUCUCAACUCCCUGGCCGCAUGGGAGAUUACCAAGUCUCGGCCCCUGGGGCCCUUGCCGCUGCCGCCGCCCGGAAGAAGGGCAAGAAAUAUGCCGCGAAGCGGCAGCAGCAGAGGUCUACAUGCCACAAUUGUGGCCAAUUGGGGCAUUAUGCCCGAGACUGCCGGCUCCCCCGCCGCCCCGCCGCCGCCGCCGCGCCACUGUACGCCGGCGUGGUUAAUAAUUUUUUUUUCAGUGGCUCGGCUGUUGUUCACGGGCCUUCGGGCACCAUGUCUCCUGGUGGCCCCCCAGCCAAUUCAAAUGGGGGGGUGAAGAAGAAUAAGAAGAAGAAGAAGGCCAAGGCCAAGAAGGCCGAAUUGGCCAAGAAGGCCGAAUUGGCCAAGAAGGCCGAGGAGGAGGAGGAGGAGGAGGAGGACAAGAAGAAGGUCAAGGAGGAGGUGGACGACGAAUUUUUUUAG